AUGAUGAGCGUUACCUAAAGGACAUGUAUCGUGAUUCGUCUUUCCGUGAUCACCAUCAUGCUCCCCGUCAAAGAAAUACAAGAACGAUCUGACCGUCACCCGAAGCCUUCAGAUAUCAAGUUUCAGUAUGGGACUGCAGGUUUCAGAACGCUGGGAAAGACCCUCGAUUCAGUACUAUUCAGGGUGGGUGUUCUCGCAGCCCUUCGAAGCAAGAAACUGGAUGGAAAGACUAUCGGUGUAAUGGUGACUGCCUCACACAACCCGGAGCCUGACAACGGGGUUAAACUCGUUGACCCACACGGCGAAAUGCUUGAGUCAUCAUGGGAGGCACACGCCACUGCACUUGCAAACGCGCAUAACAGUGUUGCUUUCAUUGCUGCGGUCGACGAACUGGUGAAGGCAACCAAAAUAGACCUCUCGAUACCCGCUCGUGUGGUGUAUGCCAGAGACACGCGCCCGACAGGUCCGCAACUUGUUGCUGCCCUUAAGGAUGGGUUAGAAGCGAUCAAGGCAGACUAUAGGGAUGCUGGUGUUACUACAACGCCGGUUCUCCACUACUUGGUGAGGACAAUCAACACCAAGGGCACUAAAGAUUCGUACGGCGAGGAUACCGAGGAAGGUUAUCUUACGAAAAUGAGUGAUGCCUUCAAAAAACUGCUUGCUGGAAAACCAACCCCGCCGCCGUUACUCAUCGAUUGUGCGAAUGGCGUCGGUGCCUUGAUGGCUGAAAGAUUCAAAGCGUAUCUCGGGGACAUCUUCGACAUCAAUCUCGUGAACGCCGACCUGCAUACCCCUGGCGCACUGAACAACUCCUGCGGCGCGGACUUCGUCAAAGUCAACCAGAAGCUACCUCCUUCCAUCACUCUGCAGCCAGGACAGCGCGCUUGCAGUUUAGAUGGAGAUGCCGAUCGCCUCAUAUACUAUUACGCAGAUGAACGCGGUCAGUUUCAUAUGCUUGACGGAGACAAGAUCACGGCACUUGUUGCGAGUUAUAUCGUUGAGCUGGUGAAGGCCUCGGGUUUGGACAAGCAGAUCAAAGUCGGCGUCAUCCAAACGGCAUAUGCGAAUGGAAGCUCGACAAAAUACCUUUCUGAGAGACUUCCUGUCAAGUGUGUUCCCACGGGCGUGAAACACCUGCACCACGCUGCAGAACAGUACGAUGUUGGGGUCUAUUUCGAAGCCAAUGGGCACGGCACGGUUUUAUUCUCGCCUGCUGCUCAGGAAUUGAUUUCCAGUCACAUACCUUCCACAGCGCUCACAAACUUGAGGAACGUCAUCGAUGUGAUUAACCAAACAGUUGGCGAUGCUCUCUCAGACGCAUUCCUGGUGGAAGCAGUUCUAGCACACAAGUCUUUUAGCGGUAUGGAGUGGGACUCCCUGUACUGUGACCUCCCGAACCGUCUUGUGAAAGUCGUCGUAAGUGAUCGGAAUGCGUUCAAGACGGAGGAUGCGGAGAGACGCCUUGUUAGCCCUCCCGGACUGCAGGCCAGGGUCGACGAGCUUGUGCGUAAGUACGAGGGGGGUCGCUCGUUUGUGAGACCGAGUGGUACGGAGGAUGUAGUCAGGGUUUAUGCUGAAGCUGCAACACGCGUCGAGGCUGAUGGUGACACUGAUUCCUCUUACUUGUUGAUGAUACACUCAUUGUCUUUGUCUCGCUUAGAACUCGCAUUUCGUGUCGCUGGACUCGUGUAUGAUGAAGCGGGUGGUGACCCAUCACAGAAACCAAAUGAAUUUCUUUGAAUCAUGAUGCAAGUUUAGAUUUGGACAUUGGUACCUAGUUAUGUGUACUCUGCAACAGGAAUGGAAGAAUAGAAAUAGCUGGCACUGAUUGUAUGAAAGUUUGAUCAUUGAGUUGCACUUU
Molecule: messenger RNA, 1861 nt
Organism: Suillus subaureus
Lineage: Eukaryota; Fungi; Basidiomycota; Agaricomycetes; Boletales; Suillaceae
Product: phosphoacetylglucosamine mutase
Exons: 5
Coding region: 58-1740 (560 amino acids)
Biological process (GO): carbohydrate metabolic process; UDP-N-acetylglucosamine biosynthetic process
Molecular function (GO): phosphoacetylglucosamine mutase activity; magnesium ion binding
Source: RefSeq, a predicted model, not a curated record